CCUGCCGUCCGUACGUCGAAAAAAUUAGAUUCGGAGGUGUGCUGUAUGAUUAUGCCUCUCAAAUUUGUUCUUGGUCAAGAGCAGGAAUGCGCGGCUAGCUAAUUGCUUCACAAUAGCGCCCAAGAAGGUGGCUAACAUAAUUGUAUUCAACCACACUGCAGUGUUCUGCUGCAAACUAAUUUUUUAACCUUAUUGUGCACAGGUGAGCUGACGCUUGUUCUUGAAGAAUAAAACAGUAUCCAGGUUGUUGUGCUUUGAAAUAUCUUUAUUAUUAAUAACUGGCUUUUUCAAUCAAUUUUACUACCAUUCCCACAUCAAAAGUCCAUCAUCGACACAUUUUGUAUACCCUAUUAUACUCCAUAGACACUGAAUCAAACCGACCAGUUCUAGGUAAGCGGCCACCAUGACUCUUAGCCAGAUUCUAACCCGGAGAUCUAGCCGCUCCAAAAUAGUGUCUGGAUCGACCCCAACCUCCAUCGAGAGUCAGGCCCAAGGCAAAGUCGGAUCCCACAAGAGGUCUUCCAGCUUGAGGUCAUUUAUAAAUCGGUUCUCAGGGACCCAGAGCAAUUCCAGGCUGAGAACUUCACCGAAGCACCUGUUAGCAUUCAGCGAACCAUCCACUCCCAUCAUCAUUUCAUCUCCCAUACCCCCUUCCAUCGCAACUGACACCACAAAUGACAUUCCAGUGACUCCCGUUCAAAAUGACAAGUUCGAAAACCAAGUUUUAAACUACGAUAUCGUAUCUUUACAAGCCCUGUUCCUGAGGAUCAUGGAAGAACUGGACUCCAGUCCUGUCCAAGAUAGAGUGCAGUCGACAAAGGAAAACUGGAAUCCCAGUGAUUCUCUCUACAGCAUGAGUAGCGUGAUAGUAUAUCCUAAUGAUUUGGCUAGCAUAAAAAGAAGAAGUCUCGAGAUAUCUUUCGAUGAUGAGGCAUUGAGUCAUAGUACCAGCAGAAAUGAGGAUCCAAUAAUAAGUCUGUCUAAAGAAUUUGAUAAAGUCAAUUAUACUGAAUAUGGCUCCAUUACAAAUGCUGAUAUCCAGACAUUCAAACCGUAUUCUACGUCAAGGUCGAAGUUGAAAUUGGUUUUUACGGAGAGAGAAGAACAAGCAGACAAGGAGUACCUUCGUGAGAACCUCCAAAACAAAAUUCUUUCAAGAAAACUAUCCAGAAAUAGCAUCAUAGACGAUCUCUCACUAGAUGACCCAAUGCAAGAGGUGUGUUUGCAACAAGCGUUGGAGACAUCCUCAAAGGUACAACUGGCAAGUAUUGAAAAGAGCACCGAUGACAUUGUUGGCUUUGAAUUCAAUUCAAAUGAACAAGUUUACAGAAAUGAAAUGAUGAUUUUAGUUGAAAGUCAUAAGCGCAUUGUGACCAGACAACAAGACGAAAUAAAGAAUUUGAAAAAAUUGCUUGAACAGGAAAGAAACUUCAACAAGAUAUUGAGGUCUCCCAAACAAUCAGUGCCUACAUCUUCUACUGCAAAGAUACCAACUUUUAGAAGAAAAUUCAUUCCCAUGAGCAUCGAAGUAGAUUGUCCGCCAAUCAGGGCAUUCAACUUACUCCCUCCAUUCAACCCUCCCUCAGAACUGAGCCAUCUGGAUGUGAAGCAAGAUACAUCUGCAUCAAGCAUAAGUCCAAAAAGUGGAUCGUUCCCAAUCAAUUCUUUGAAAAACCUAACGAAACCUUCCCAAAAUGAGCCUAAUAAUGAAGUGCCUCAUACCAAAAAACCAUCAAAACGUGAUUCAUUCUCAAGUAUAAUUUGCCCUACAAGCAUUCUGAGGGGGCGGAAAUCGGCCACAUCUUCUAAAGUCAGCUCGAGAAUUUCGGGCUCUUCAACCUUGUAUUAUUCCGCUUUAGAAGAUUACGCUCAAAUUGGUGAAACUACAGAUUCCUUACCAAGACGCUCAUUAGCACCAUUGAUUGAGAACCAGAGAAAAGAUUCGGUAGCCUCCUCUACUUCUUCAAUCAUGAGUAAUCCACAUCAUAAUACCCCCAUGGAAAAAGAAGUCCAGAGUGGAAUCUCACAUAGCAUUUCCAACUCACUUUCAUCUUAUACCAUUCAUUCUAAUUCAACGACACCCGAAUCCGUGAAUUAUCACUCCAGUGUUUUCUCCAAACUACAUGCCCCAAACACGAAAUAGUCCAGUUCACAUGAUCAUGAUUUUUAAAUUCACUACUUAAUUUAUACCUCGGAGGCUUAACACUGUGCUCAUAUUGCUCUAAUCGAGCCGGAGAAGUAUUCAAGCCUAGCCUUUAGUUCAUUCUGUAUCAUUCCUUCCAUUUAUUGGGUUGUAAUAUUUAGCCAUUUACGAAUUUAUA
Molecule: messenger RNA, 2321 nt
Organism: Suhomyces tanzawaensis NRRL Y-17324
Lineage: Eukaryota; Fungi; Ascomycota; Pichiomycetes; Serinales; Debaryomycetaceae
Exons: 1
Coding region: 404-2143 (579 amino acids)
Source: RefSeq, a predicted model, not a curated record